Messenger RNA from Spirodela intermedia, 1308 nucleotides. NCBI's taxonomy places the organism in Eukaryota, Viridiplantae, Streptophyta, Magnoliopsida, Alismatales, Araceae. The record is from the annotation of a GenBank genome assembly.
AUGUUGGAGGGUCAGCCCUGCCUGAUAUCGCGGCCGCUGCCGAGCUCAUGCGAGCAGGAGUCCAAGUGGGUCUACAUGCGCUACCAUCUCCUGGAGAUCUCCUCCGGUAAGGGCAAGCGCCCCUCGCCGGAGAAGGAGGAGGAGCACUCCAACGGCGGCGCCCACAGGAAGAAGAAGCAGGCGGCGGCGCCGCCGCCCCCACCUGUAACUGCGGCGCCGGAGGAGGCCUCCUCCUCCGAGGAGGGGCAGGGGGAGCAGCAUUACUACGAGCCGAAUUCCCUAAUCCAGGCACUGGGCAGGGACAUCUCCAUCAACUGCCUCCUCCGCUGCUCGAGGUCCGACUACGGCGUCCUGGCGGCGCUGAACCAGAGCUUCCGGUCGCUGAUCAGGAGCGGCGACCUAUACCGGUUCCGCCGCCAGAACCGGGUGGUAGAGCACUGGGUCUAUCUCUCCUGUAGCGUCCUCGAGUGGGAGGCCUUUGACCCGCGCCGCCGCCGGUGGAUGCGCCUCCCCAGGAUGCCGCUUCCUAACGAGUGCUUCGUCUGCUCCGACAAGGAGUCCCUCGCCGUGGGCACCGAGCUCCUCGUCUUCGGCCGCGAAGUCAACUCCCACAUCGUCCUUCGCUACAGCAUUCUGACCCACACCUGGUCUCCCGGAGCGGAGAUGAACACCCCCAGGUGCCUCUUUGGCUCCGCGAGUCUCGGAGAGAUCGCCAUCGUCGCUGGCGGCUGCAGCGCCCAGGGCGCGGUCUACAGCUCCGCAGAGCUCUACAACUCGGAGACGCAGAGAUGGACGUCGCUGCCGAGCAUGAACACACCGCGGAAGAUGUGCUCCGGGAUAUUCAUGGACGGCAAGUUCUACGUCAUCGGCGGGACCGGCGCCGGCGGGGCGGCGCUAACCUGCGGGGAGGAGUACGACCCGCGGAGGGGCACGUGGCGGGUCAUCGACGACAUGUUCCCGGCGCAGAACGGCGGCGCCACCGGGGCGCCGCCGCUGGUGGCGGUCGUCGGCGACGAGCUCUACUCGGCGGACUACGCGGAGAAGGUGGUGCGCAAGUACGAGAAGAAGAGCAACCAGUGGUUGACCCUGGGGAGCCUGCCGGAGAGGUCCGUAUCGGUAAACGGCUGGGGGCUGGCCUUCCGCGCCUGCGGGGAGCAGCUGAUCGUGAUCGGCGGGCCGAGGUCGACCAACGGGGGGAGCAUCGACCUCAACGCCUGGGUUCCCGGUGAGGCGCCUCCGCAAUGGGAACUCAUCGACUCUAAGGCCUCCGGCGGCUUCGUCUACAACUGCGCCGUCAUGGGCUGUUGA